GGAGAAUGCUACUUUCCAUGUCAGCAGGUGAAGGUUUCUGUCAAGGCUUUCGGUCACCAUAGCGCAGUCGAAAAAUUGUAAGGAAAGAGGGAUCUGGGUGACUUUUCUGAAAAUUUUCUUUGUAGGAAAAAAUUCUUGGCGAUCCCCUCUUCCCCUUUCUUGGCAAGAACCCAAUAAAGCUUAUUCUUUUCUUCCUAUUUUUUUUUACCUUUUCAACUCAGAAUCCAAAAACCCCGAUGAUUCUUGAUUACAUUAUCUAAUAUUCGUCAAAGGUAUAUGAGAGCCCUUCUGAUCUGCCCUUUAAGAAUUUCUUCCGUUAUUUUUCAGGUCCUUGAGUCGCCUUAACAUUAAAGAGUAGUAUAUGUUAGAAGAUAUUUUAUUUGAGAUAAUUAGUCGUAAUAAUUCAAUAUGGGGAAAAAUUGGAUGUUCUUCGUUGAGCCAGAUGGGGUGAAUGGCAGUUAUCCGAUGGAUCCAAUUGUCCCACAUGUUUCUGGGCAUUGGCUCUUCCAUGUUUCUUCAUUUGUUGACAAUUCAAAGUAUUUCUACGUCCCUGGUAGCUUGGCGCUACAAGAAGCUUGCAAUUGCCUAUCAAAGUGUACCAGUGCCCUAUUGUUAUGGUUUGCUAGUGGUUCAAAUUCCCAUAUAAACAACAAUAUAUCAGGUGAUCAUAUUGGUUCUAGUUCCAGCUGUAAAGCUUCAGUACAAGUAAAGCGCGUUCAUUCUAAUAAGUAUGAUUUCUCGGGAUUUUUCUGGAAGUCAAGAUAUAAAGGUAAAUCUGCUGUGCCAGCAGUACUUGGCAAGAUAUCAAGGUUCACUCUGAAGCAACUAUUUAAAGAAGCCGAACGGCUUCAAUCACUUCCAGCACUUUCAUUAGCUGCAGCACUAGUACCACCGUUUACUGAUGUCUUUUCACAGAGAUGCAUGGAUGGAAGGCCCUGCGAGGUUGAAACUCGGGGCUGUGGACCAUUCAGUGAAAUUUAUCUUCAGAAUUUAGCUUGGUCUAGUAAUGCAGUUGAGCCAAGAACUGGCAUUGAGUUCCCUACAGUGUUGGACAACAUAAUAACUGGAGAAAAUACCAGUUUGACUCCAGAGGUCCUUGUUGGAAUUGGAUCUAGGACCAUGACCAUAAUCAGAAUCAAAUCUCUGAAACUCUAUGCAUUUGGUUUUUAUGUUCAUCCUUUUGAUGUCUGUGAGAAAUUGGGCCCAAAGUAUGCCUGCAUUCCGGAAUAUGAAUUGAAUAAACGCCAAGAUUUUUAUCAAGAUCUUCUCAGGGAGGAUAUUAACAUGACUGUUAGGCUUGUGAUUAGUUGCAACGGAAUCAGAAUAAGUACUGUGAGAGAUGCUUUUGAGAAGUCUCUUCGAGCCCGACUAAUAAGAACAAAUCCUGAUGCUGACCAUCACUGCUUGCACACAUUCAGUUCCAUAUUCUCGCAAGAUAUUCCCUUACACGUGGGAACGACAAUCAAUUUCCAUCGUACAGCUGAUGGAAAACUAAUUACCGAAGUUGGAGGAAAUCAACUUGGAGCCGUCCAGAGCAAGGAUUUAUGCAGGGCUUUCUUUGACAUGUACAUUGGUGAUGUUCCUGUGUGUGAGCAAACAAAAGAAGAGAUAGGCAAAAAUGUGGCGAGUAUCAUUAGGACGUGCUAAGUCAACUCUCUCGAGGAUGGUAGAUAAUUGGCUGUAUCCCAUUGUGAUUCUUUGAGCUUGAUGUUAGCUGCUACUCCAUCUCUGUGACAAUGACAACUCAGUUAAAUUGGUUGCAAGAGAAAAAUGAAAGACCGACUAGUCGAUUGUAUACUUUUCAUGUACAAGUUUGUUAUACGUGAUAGGAUUCCUGAUUUUGGCAUAAUUCUUCCUAUCGAUUCUAGAUUUUGUUUGUUUAAGCUGACUCCUCCAUUUGUAUAUAAACAGAAAAAAUAAUGGUAACUUCUAUACUGUACUAAUUUAUUCAGUGGAGUUGGAAUGUCAUUCUAUUCUUGAUUAA
Molecule: messenger RNA, 1984 nt
Organism: Olea europaea var. sylvestris
Lineage: Eukaryota; Viridiplantae; Streptophyta; Magnoliopsida; Lamiales; Oleaceae
Product: fatty-acid-binding protein 2-like
Exons: 11
Coding region: 409-1647 (412 amino acids)
Cellular component (GO): chloroplast stroma
Molecular function (GO): intramolecular lyase activity; fatty acid binding
Source: RefSeq, a predicted model, not a curated record